Anolis carolinensis (green anole) is the source of this 2368-nucleotide messenger RNA. It is a transcript of the gene foxa1, whose product is annotated as forkhead box A1. Gene Ontology annotation, biological process: cell differentiation; regulation of transcription by RNA polymerase II; anatomical structure morphogenesis. Gene Ontology annotation, molecular function: RNA polymerase II cis-regulatory region sequence-specific DNA binding; DNA-binding transcription factor activity, RNA polymerase II-specific; protein domain specific binding. Lineage: Eukaryota; Metazoa; Chordata; Lepidosauria; Squamata; Anolidae. The transcript is spliced from 2 exons. Bases 398 to 1852 code for a protein of 484 amino acids. The record is from RefSeq and is a predicted model, not a curated record.
GGAGGGAAAGAAAGAGAAAGAGGAGGAGGAGGAAGAGGAGGAGGAGGAGGAGGGCGCUGCGGCGGCGACGUAAGAUCCACCUCCGCUGCCCAACUCCACUCGCCGCCCCGCCGGCCCUGCCUCACUUUCUCGAGUGGCGCGGCACCACACACCGCUCCCUGCCGCCACCGCCUUAGGUGGGGAGCUGGAGAGAGAGCCGGCCCUCCUCUUCCUCCUCCUUUCCCCCCUCCUCCUCCUCCUCCUCUUCCUCCCGCUGGGCUCCGGAGGUGGGGGCUCUCUCCCCCUCUGUCUCUCUCUCCCUCGCGUGUCCCCCUCCCCGCCUCCUCCGCCCGCCGGCGCCGCCCCUUCGCCGGCCAGAAAGGGGCUGGAUGCUUCUCCCGGGCGCCUGGGCUCCAGGAUGUUAGGGACGGUGAAAAUGGAAGGGCACGAAAGCAACGAGUGGAACCACUACUACGGAGAGGCGCAGGAGGCCUACUCCUCGGUGCCGGUGAGCAACAUGAACUCGGGCCUGGGCUCCAUGGCCUCGAUGAGCCCCUACAUGAGCAUGAACGCCAUGAGCGGCGGGGGCGGCGGCGGCGGCAACGUGGUGACCUCGGCGUCCUCCUCCUCCUUCCACAUGUCCUACGCCAACCCUGGCCUGGGCGGGGGGCUGAGCCCCGGAGGUAACUCCAUGUCCGCGGCGGCGGCGGCGGCAGCAGCAGCGGCGGCGGCGGCGAUGGGCUCGGCCUUGAGCCCCGGGGCCAUGAACGGGCUGGGUCCCGGGGCGGCGCAGGCCUCGCUGAACGGGCUGGGCGCCUACGGGGCGAUGCCGGGGGGCCACGUGGGGGGCGGAGGCGGCCCCCCGCACUGCAUGAGCCCGCUGGGGGGCUACGCGCCCUCGGGGCUGGGCCGGGCGGGGCGGGACCCCGGCAAGGCCUUCAAGCGCAGCUACCCGCACGCCAAGCCGCCCUACUCGUACAUCUCGCUGAUCACCAUGGCCAUCCAGCAGGCGCCCAGCAAGAUGCUGACGCUCAGCGAGAUCUACCAGUGGAUCAUGGACCUCUUCCCGUACUACCGGCAGAACCAGCAGCGCUGGCAGAACUCCAUCCGCCACUCGCUCUCCUUCAACGACUGCUUCGUCAAGGUGGCCCGCUCGCCCGACAAGCCCGGCAAGGGCUCCUACUGGACCUUGCACCCGGAUUCUGGCAACAUGUUCGAGAACGGCUGCUACCUCCGGAGGCAGAAGCGCUUCAAGUGCGACAAGCAGCCCGGCGCCAAAACGGGAGGAGGGGGCGGCGGCGGCGGCGGACACCAAGGAGGCGAGAGCCGGAAGGAGCCAGGCAACACCUCGGGCUCGCCGUCGCAGCAGCAGCAGCAGCGGGGCGGGCAGGCCAAAGCGGGCCAGCUGGAGCCCGCCCCGCACAGCCCCUCGCCCACCUUGGACCACGGCGCCGAGCUCAAGCCCUCCGUGGCGGCGGUGGCGGCCUCCUCGGUGCCCGGCACGCCCUCCCUGGCCUCCUUGGGCCACCCGGGCCUGGGCUUGGGCCACCCGCACCCCCACCAGCACCACCACCACCACCACGAGCCCGCGCUGCACCUCAAAGGCGACCCGUCGGCCCACUACGCCUUCAACCACCCCUUCUCCAUCAACAACCUCAUGUCCUCCUCGGAGCAGCAGCAGCAGCAGAAGCUGGACUUCAAGGCCUACGAGCAGGCGCUGCAAUACUCCUCCUCCUCCUACGGGGCCGGGGGCCUGCCCCUGGGCGGCGGAGGGGCCUCCUCGGUGGGCGGCCGCGGGGGCAUCGAGCCCUCGGCCCUGGAGCCCUCCUACUACCAAGGUGUGUAUGCCAGGCCCGUCCUAAACACCUCCUAGCCGCACCGGCGCCCCGCUCCGACGCCCUCCUGCCCCCCCCCCCCAAAUGCACCUCCCCGUCGAUCCUUCUGCAGACUGACUCUGUGCCCCCAGGCUGGCACCACCCCGGCCUCCCCAUAGACCCUUUGCCCACUGAUUGCGCAGACUGACUCCACCACAAAGGAAGCAGAAAGAGUGGGGAGGAAGAGAAAGGACUGUUACUUUAUGAUCAUGAUUGUCGUUGUUGUUAUUCCUGUAUCCCAAUGCGUCUUCUUUCUUCUAGUUUCCCCCCCCCCCUCCCCAGGCCCCAUCUACACUGACUAUUUAAUGCAGUUCAAACUGUUGGAGAAUCUUUGCAGUUAGGCUCCAAAAAUAACCCUCAGUCCACCAUAAAUAUAGGUUAGGUAAAGGUUUUCCCCUGACGUUAAGUCAAGUCAUGUCUGACUCUGGGGGUUGGUGCUCAUCUCCAUUUCUAAGCCGAAGAGCCUGUUGUCCGUAGACACCUCCAAGGUCAUGUGGCCGGCAUGACUGCAUAGA